UAUAAAUACCCAUUUUAGUUGGCGCAAUUUGACGAUAUCAUUAUUUUUAUAGAGAUUCCAAUUACGAGAAUGUAGAAUGAUUCUAAAGAUAAAAAGUACUAAUCGUCGAGCUAAUAAAACUUGAGUGUCCAUCGGAAGAAAUGAGAUUUCCCGAAAAUAACCGCGACGUAUCGAAGGUACAUCUCACGCGAUGUUGUUCGUCCACGAAGGACGCGUAUUGUUUCAGAAACGAUCGGAUGCAUCGCGUGCAACAGCGCGACACCAAGUAUCUACCUAUGGCGGUGCGACCCGAGGCGCGCGAGUGUCGGCGUGCUGUGCACACAGGACAGGCCACACGUAAUGGUAGGACAGGAAGUGGCGCAACUUCUGGCAGAGCCUAUAUCUGGCCUCCAACAAAGCGGAUCCUGCACGUGAGUUCCUUGCGCGGGCAUGUACGCGACACGGAGGAGUGUAUCAUAUUCCGUCCAUAGACAUAGUAAGAAUAGACUGCGCUUUCCCUACCUCACCCGUGCGAAAACGUGUAUACAAACUUUAGAACGAGAUAGCUGGUGUGGGGCCGUACCUUAUCUUUGUCUAGUAGAAGUGAUGGGGGUAACAGAAGAGUAGGGGAAUGACAGAAGUUAAAGGUUAAGCACACUGCAAAACAUAUCCGUUUUAGAUAUAAAGGACAAUUAUAUUUCCGUUAUAUUUUAUAACGGAUAUUCAAUAUUAAAACGGAUUUCUCAUAUGUCCGUUUGAUUUAGGCAUGACUGGUGGAAUUCUUAAUAUGACACUUUAUUGAUUAUAUAAAAUCCUUUAUAUAAGUAGGACCGUAAUGGUUAUACUGUUAAGACAGACAUUAUAACGGAUAUUGUAAAGGAUUUGGUCAUAUACACUACUCAAAAAAAAAAAUAGGGAACACUUUUCAUACCCUAAAAAUUGGGCUAUUUUCAAACC
Vollenhovia emeryi is the source of this 936-nucleotide messenger RNA. RefSeq lists its product as uncharacterized. The record is from RefSeq and is a predicted model, not a curated record. The transcript has 2 exons. Lineage: Eukaryota; Metazoa; Arthropoda; Insecta; Hymenoptera; Formicidae. The coding region runs from base 141 to 470 and encodes 109 amino acids.